Molecule: messenger RNA, 630 nt
Organism: Rhagoletis zephyria (snowberry fruit fly)
Lineage: Eukaryota; Metazoa; Arthropoda; Insecta; Diptera; Tephritidae
Source: RefSeq, a predicted model, not a curated record
CGACGAUGCAGGUUGUCCUGCUUCUAAAUAAGGACUCCAUAGAGUUGUUGGAGCAAAAGAGCGGGGUCAUACGUUACGGCUGUGACAUGGCCAAAAUUAAGGUCUACAGCAACGACGUAAACGCAGCGAAGAACCUGAUCGCGGAGGUAGAGCCGGAAGAGGCCAACAGCGACGUGGAGAUGGAGGAAGAAUCCGAGCAGGUUGAUCCGAUGGACGACCUGACCGGGGGUUAUGCCUCAUCGACGUCUUCGCUGGGGGUCGGACGCAUGCUUCGGCUUUAUACGGAGGAGGAGUUGAUCGAGAUGUCGGAAGACGCGGUCAACUCCACCCUAAUAGGCGACGUGGGCGAUAACGGCCAAGAUGGUGAAGGUACUGCAGAUUAACCUUCACCACUGUAAAGCAGCUUCAGCUGCACUGCUGCUCCAUCUAACAGCUAAAGGGGCAGCCGACAUCGUCCUAAUCCAAGAACCUUGGGUGGUGGGACAAAACAUUUGUGGGCUGAAAGCGCCGGGCUACAGACUGCGACGAGGACACAACAGCGGUCAGUCUAAGUGCAAACGGACGACCAAUUAAGAUGGCAUCCAUGUACCUAGCGCACGACAAGGAGGUGCCAACUAUCUGCAUUAAAGA